ACAGAUUGGUCAGAAGAUGAGCUCAGAGAGUCUGACUCGCUCUGAGGUGUUUGGGCAGCUCAGGAGGGAGCUUUACGGGGAGGAGCGGUCAAGUCAUUCCAAUACACACUUAUUCAUCAUACUGGGAGCAUCUGGAGAUCUUGCUAAAAAGAAGAUCUAUCCAACCUUAUGGUGGUUAUUCAGAGACGGCCUUCUUCCGGACAACACGUUUUUUGUGGGUUUUGCUCGGUCCAGCUUAACUGUAGAGGACAUCAAGGCAGCAUGUCUUCCCCACAUGAAGGUCAGUGAUGAAGAAAGCGACUACCUAUCAGCCUUCUUCAGUAAAAACUCCUACCUGAGUGGCAGGUACGAUAACGGCAGCUCCUUCGACCAACUCAGCAAACAUCUGUCAUCUCUACCUGGGGGCGCCAACGCUAAUAGACUUUUCUACCUGGCUCUACCACCAACUGUCUACCAUCAUGUCAGCAAAAACAUCAGAACCCACUGCAUGAGCCUCAAAGGUUGGAACAGGGUAAUUGUCGAGAAGCCCUUUGGUCGUGACCUCCAGAGUUCACAGGAACUGUCAACCCACCUUUCGUCCCUGUUUACAGAGAACCAGAUCUAUCGCAUAGAUCACUACCUGGGGAAAGAGAUGGUCCAGAACCUCAUGGUGCUUAGGUUUGGAAAUCGCAUUUUUGGACCCAUAUGGAACAGGAACAGUGUGGCCUGUGUGGUUCUCACCUUCAAGGAGCCUUUUGGCACUCAGGGCCGUGGAGGAUACUUUGAUGACUUUGGUAUUAUUCGAGAUGUCAUGCAGAACCAUCUUCUCCAGAUGCUCUGUUUGGUUGCAAUGGAGAAACCUCCUUCUACCAGUCCAGAUGAUGUGAGGGAUGAGAAGGUGAAGGUGUUGAAGUGUAUACCUCCUGUUGAAGUAUCAGAUGUUGUGCUUGGCCAGUAUGUCGGAGAUCCUGAAGGGGAAGGUCAAUCCAGACUGGGAUACCUUGAUGAUCCCACGGUGCCCAAAGACUCCUGCACACCAACUUUUGCAACAGCAGUCCUGCAUGUCCAGAAUGAGAGAUGGGAUGGAGUUCCUUUUAUUCUGCGCUGUGGUAAAGCACUAAAUGAGCGGAAAGCAGAAGUACGUCUGCAGUUCACUGACGUGCCGGGAGACAUUUUUGGUGAUUGCUGUCAGAGGAAUGAACUGGUGGUGCGGGUGCAGCCAGAUGAAGCCAUUUACUUAAAAAUGAUGACCAAGAGGCCUGGAGUUUACUUCAAUCCAGAGGAGACUGAGCUGGAUCUCACCUACAAGAGUCGAUACAAGGAUGUGAAGCUCCCAGACGCUUAUGAAAGACUCAUACUGGAUGUCUUCUGUGGAAAUCAAAUGCAUUUUGUUCGCAGUGAUGAGUUACGGGAGGCCUGGAGGAUCUUCACCCCCCUCCUCCACCACGUAGAGAAAGAGAAGCCACGCCCCAUUCCCUACACAUAUGGAAGUCGUGGUCCAAGAGAAGCAGACGAUCUCCUGAAGAGAGUGGGAUUUCGCUAUGAGGGAACAUACAAGUGGGUGCAGCCCCACACCGCUUAAUUCUUUCUGUCUCACAAUCAAGUACUUGAGAAAAGAUUGCCACCACUGUAGAAAAAACAAAGUUUACAAACAAUCAAGUUUACUGCAGUCACUGCUGUACUUGAUUGAUUUCUGCAUGUACAGAAGAAAGCACUGCUUUUUAUGACUAAU
Pelmatolapia mariae (spotted tilapia) is the source of this 1711-nucleotide messenger RNA. Its product is annotated as glucose-6-phosphate 1-dehydrogenase-like. Gene Ontology annotation, molecular function: glucose-6-phosphate dehydrogenase activity; NADP binding. Gene Ontology annotation, biological process: pentose-phosphate shunt, oxidative branch; glucose metabolic process. Bases 17 to 1561 code for a protein of 514 amino acids. The record is from RefSeq and is a predicted model, not a curated record. The transcript is spliced from 12 exons. Lineage: Eukaryota; Metazoa; Chordata; Actinopteri; Cichliformes; Cichlidae. Gene Ontology annotation, cellular component: cytosol.